AACUAUACACCAGCCGACGCCGCCGAGAUCUCUAGAAAGUUGAAACCCCGUUUCGCCGCUGCCUCUGUAUGGUUUCAUAGCCGUGUCGAGAAAAAAUGCGACUUCUUACCACCCGACUCCGCCAAGCUCUCUACUCCUCCGCCGCCGCCGCCGCCGCUUCUUACCUUCCAACUUCAUUCGCUCCUCGUGGUGGUAUCUCCAGAGCUCUAACCACUUGUAUUCAUUCCUCGCCAUCUGUUCACUCCCUUAAUAAUUCCGAAUCUCUUCUUAAACCCUACCGCUUCCUCGCAUUUCCGUGGUCCGCCACACAACUCCGCGGCGUUAAAUUGCGCGGUGCUGAUGUGAAGCCGGGGAAUGUGAUCGAGAGAAAAGGAAAGAUUUAUCAGGUGGUGAAGACACAACAUACUACGCAAGGAAGAGGAGGAGCUAUUAUACAGGUAGAGCUCCGGGAUGUUGAUAGUGGAAACAAAGUGAAUGAAAGAUUUCGUACAGAUGAGGCAGUUGAGAGGGUAUUUGCUGAAGAAAAACCUUUUACAUACCUUUAUACUGAUGAUGAAACUGGAAAUAUUGUUCUAAUGGAGCCUAAUACAUAUGCACAGCUGGAUGUACCAAAGCACAUGUUCGGUGAUUCUUAUGUUUUCCUUCAAGAUGAUAUGAGAGUCUGUGUGCAGUUGUAUGAUGAAAAGCCGAUGUCAGCAUCAAUUCCUACACGAGUAACAUGUACUGUUGCCGAAACUCCAAUUCAAGUGAAGGGUGCUUCAGUUACUCCACAAUACAAGAAGGCUGUUUUGGACAACGGUGUCACUGUCCAGGUACCUGGGCACAUCUUACCCGGGGACAAGAUAAUUAUCAAUACUACUGACAACUCUUACAUGAGCAAGGCUUAGAGAUCAGAGUGGUUUAACAUGAUUCAUUAUCAAUCAACUGCACUCUCAUUGUUGGCAAACAUUCUUUGUUGACAUUGCAGCUCGAUAGAUGUAACAAGCAUUCUAAUAAUUCAACUGCAUUUUUAAUAAUGUUAUCUUUAGUUUUACAUGGUGAAUUUUUGUUGGAUGUUAAAUAGUAAGAUUAGAACAGUGGCUUGGAGAGUGUUUUAAUUUUGUUUUUUUUUAAUGGCAGAUUUUUAGACAUUGAGUUCUCUAGUGUU
Ipomoea nil (Japanese morning glory) is the source of this 1147-nucleotide messenger RNA. RefSeq names its product elongation factor P. The transcript is spliced from 11 exons. The coding region runs from base 96 to 887 and encodes 263 amino acids. Gene Ontology annotation, biological process: translational elongation; peptide biosynthetic process. The record is from RefSeq and is a predicted model, not a curated record. Gene Ontology annotation, molecular function: translation elongation factor activity. Gene Ontology annotation, cellular component: cytoplasm. NCBI's taxonomy places the organism in Eukaryota, Viridiplantae, Streptophyta, Magnoliopsida, Solanales, Convolvulaceae.